AUGCUGGUAAAGAGCCAAAAAGGGGAUGAUCUCAAGAAAACCUUUAACACCCUUCGCUCUUACAACAUGAAGCUCAAUCCAGGCAAAUGUGCAUUUGGGGUGACGACAGGAAAGUUUCUGGGGUUCAUGGUGUCUCAGAGGGGUAUCAAGGCUAACCCAAACAAAAUCUGGGCCAUAAUAGAGAUGGCGCCUCCAAAGAACGUGAAAGAAGUACAAAGCCUCAACGGCAAGGUCAUCAUGAACCAAGUAAACGAUAAUUACGAAUGUAAGGGCGAAAGGAUGAAGAAGUACCUGGAGCAAGCAAAGAGAAUGGUGGACAACCUACAGGCUAAGAUUGUUCAAAUCCCCAGAGGAGAGAACGAGCAAGCCAACCGUCUUGCUAAGGCUGCAUUAGCAGAAUACAUGAUCAUCCCUGACAACGUACUUUCCUUCGUUCAGUUUUCACCAUUAAUAGAUUUUAUUGAUGUGCAGGUGAUAGGUUCUGAAAGCAACUAG
Molecule: messenger RNA, 495 nt
Organism: Quercus lobata
Lineage: Eukaryota; Viridiplantae; Streptophyta; Magnoliopsida; Fagales; Fagaceae
Exons: 2
Coding region: 1-495 (164 amino acids)
Molecular function (GO): nucleic acid binding
Source: RefSeq, a predicted model, not a curated record